AUGAAAGACAUUUUAAUGAAAAAUAUCCUAGAAAAAAACCUUGCAGCAAAAAACUUAUUUCGAAAAAAUGGAACACUCAAACGACUUUACUGCCAAGCUGCUGAAAAAAGCAUUAAGGAAGACAAAACGGAUUCUAUAAUUAAUUACAAAAUGGUUUUAGGUUUAAAAAAAAUUGAUAUUUCUAAUUUAUCAUCCCUAUGUAGAGAUUUUCAUAACAUCUUUAGAAUUGACAAGUAUCAAUUAUUAAAAUACACAAAUGAUAUAUUACCUUUUGUAAAAUAUUUGAGGACAAGUGAAAUAGUUAUGAUUUUACAUCACUACGCUUUUAUAAAUUAUCAUAAUUUUCAUUUCUAUGAUAAUGUAUGGAAUCAAAUAAUAGAUAAAUUACACGACAUUGACUGUAAAGAGCUAGCUCUUAUUAUAUAUAGUAUGGGGAAAAUAAAAUAUGUGAACAAUGAUAUGAUUUCUUUUUUUGAAAAAGAAAUAAAAAAUUGGGUAACCAGAUUUACAGGAAGAGAUUGUUCAUUAAUAUUAAAAGGUAUGAAAUGCUUAAAUUAUAACAAUGAACAAAUAUAUUCCUUAAUUUAUGAUCGAAUUUUAGCUAUCUCUGAUAAUCUCAACAUUUUAGAUAUAUGCAUUAUAUUAAAUACACACAGUAAAAGUAAAAAUAUUAAUUUACACCUAUUUGAAACGCUUCUCCAAAAAUCUCUUACCUUUUAUUCUGUUUUAAAUGAACAAUGUAUUGGAUCCUUACUAUGGAGUGUCAGCAAUGCUAAUAUAAAAUCAGAGAAGUAUUUUUCCUUGCUUGCUUUGAGACUACGUUUGCUUAUGCAUGCCAAAUAUGUGAAGGAAGGGAAACUGGUUCAAAGUGAUUCAUUUGGUGAACAUUGUUCCAAUGAAACAAAUAUCAUCAGCCCUGAUAGAAAUGUAAGGAGUGACAAUAAACUACCCGACGAAUCAAAAAAGGGAUUCCUAAAAAAUGAGAAUCAUAUAAAUGAUAGAAUCUCAUCGGACGAUAUGAACUAUGAGGAUGAAAAAAUCAAUAGUAGUGGUAAUCUAGUCAACCUUGAAGAUGAUCUUAUUGAAAAUAAUAUCGAACCUGAGGGCAGAAGUAUGGCAAAUGAUAUCUCUAACCAUUUGGACAACUUGAAUUUUCGAUUGACUUCUCCUACUGCUUGUAAAUAUGAAAAUGUAAUACCUUCUAUUAUUUACUCAUAUGGAAAACAGAAAACAUACAUGAAGCACAAUAUAUACGUGGAUAAAAAUUUAUAUAAUCAUAUUGUGAAUAGUUAUAAUGUGGAAUGUGGUAUUAAUAAUAGUCCUCAAGAGACGGUGUACCUAUUUGAUAUAUCCAGAAAAUUUUUAAAAGAUAAAAAUAUUUUUGAUAAUAUUAAGGACAAUCAUAAAAAAAAUAAAUUAAGGAAAUAUCAAAAUAAAAAAUUUUAUCAAGAUAUAAUUUACAUAAUUAAUAAUUAUCUACCUUUUUUUUUAAGUAAUAUACAUUACAAUGAUUUAAAAAAUGUAUUAUUUGGGAUAGCCAAGAUAGAAAUGUCUCUUAAUAAAAAAGUACUUAAUGAUAUUUUUGAACUCAUUGUUAUAUAUGUAAAACGGAAUUUAUAUAAAAGUUAUGAAAUUAUUAAUUUAUCAAGAUCGUUAUCACUAUUGCCUCAUGUGAAGCCAGACUUAUGGAUAUGCAUAUUAGAUUGUUACAAAAAUAAUUUCAUUUCAAAUACCAGCGUAAAAAAUAAUUGUUACUUAUUUUAUAUAUUCUCUUUUGUCAAAAAAGGCCUCGGGAAUUCAAAUUUUCAUCUACAUUUAAUUCAACAUAUAAAUGAAAAAGUCACUCAUUUUUGCAAAGAUGAUAUCAUACAUUUAAUAAAAGGUUUAAUUAAUCUCCAUUAUUAUCAUAAUGAAUUAGUAAAAAAUAUAUCUAAUUUUGUGCAAAAGAAUUAUGAGCUUUUUAACUUAAUUGAUAUAGUAUAUAUAUUAAAAUAUUUCACAUCCAUGAGUUUAAGGGAUGAAAAUGUUUUUUCCUUGUUUGCGUUGACGAUUAAGAAACAUAAUACCAGGUGUAAUUAUGAAGUUAUUUCAACCAUUGCUUCUUUUUAUUUAGAGAUGGACAUAACGCCUAAAGCAAUUAAAGAUAUUCUAAUGGAGGAGAGGAAAAGUAGAGAAAAAAUUUUCACAACGGAAGAAAUUCACUGUGAUGACGAAUAA
Messenger RNA from Plasmodium gonderi, 2217 nucleotides. RefSeq lists its product as hypothetical. Bases 1 to 2217 code for a protein of 738 amino acids. The transcript is spliced from 2 exons. The record is from RefSeq and is a predicted model, not a curated record. Lineage: Eukaryota; Apicomplexa; Aconoidasida; Haemosporida; Plasmodiidae.